Messenger RNA from Drosophila takahashii, 279 nucleotides. The record is from RefSeq and is a predicted model, not a curated record. Lineage: Eukaryota; Metazoa; Arthropoda; Insecta; Diptera; Drosophilidae.
CGAUCCAAAUUUCAAAAUUCAAAAAAUAAGGUAAGAGCAAAAAACUUCCAAAUUGUCUUUUUCACUGUUCCUGCAGACCUAUGUAUCUUUUCACAGAUGUCUGACAUCAACUUAACUGCCUAUAACGUCUUCCGACGCGAUCUGGCCAGAAUAUUCAAGACAUUCAAUUCGUAUACACAAACCGAUUUUACUGAGGAAAUCAGCACAAACACCGACCUUGAUUGCAAAUCCGAUUUAGAACAAGACCUAUCUCAAAUUUACGACCUGGACUUGGAUUAA